Molecule: messenger RNA, 1751 nt
Organism: Phanerochaete carnosa HHB-10118-sp
Lineage: Eukaryota; Fungi; Basidiomycota; Agaricomycetes; Polyporales; Phanerochaetaceae
Exons: 17
Coding region: 31-1692 (553 amino acids)
Biological process (GO): transmembrane transport
Molecular function (GO): transmembrane transporter activity
Source: RefSeq, a predicted model, not a curated record
CGCCUGCCCAUCACGUCUAAGCCACAGUCAAUGGCAGCACCAGGGUCGCCUUCAGAUAGCGUAAAGCUAGACUUCGAAGCCAAGGAGGCUGCUUCGAUUGAGCAACUAGAUUUCGUGUCCUACUACGAGAACAAUGCCGGGCGGCUUGUCGUCGCUCCUGAGGAAGCGAAAGUGGAAUUUGGAGAAGAGGUUGCGAAGGCCUUGAAGCUGACCCCUGAUGGGACGACAGUUCUGUGGCCUCAACCCUCUGACGAUCCCGAAGACCCCCAGAACUGGUCGAACGUUCGCAAAGGCUUUCAGCUUUUCAUCAUUACCUUAGCCGCCAUCGUGCCCGAUUUCGACAACGGCGUGGCGACUGGAGUUCUGUUUGCUCUCUCAAGACAAUUCAACACGACGACGGGAGAGAUAAAUGACUUAACGAACAACUGGAGCAUAUUUCUACUCGGGUGGGGCGGUAUAUUCUCCGUUAUGCUCAUGAGACGGUACGGACGACUGCCAGUCUUGUUCUGGUCUCAAGUUCUCUCUCUGGCCUUCCUACUUGGUAAUACUUUCUCGCCGAACCUGAAUACCUUUGCUGCCAUGCGAUGUCUGAACGGUUUUUUUGGGACGACGCCUCAAGUGACUGGCCUAUACGUCAUCUCCGACAUGUUUCCUUUCCAUCUCCAAGCCCGUAAGCUAAACAUCUGGACAAUGGGAUUUAUUGUCUCUCCGUUCAUUUCUCCCAUGGCGUUCGGAUUCCUGGUGGCGGCAGCAAACUGGCGUUUGUCCUAUGGCAUUGCGUGCGUUUACGGUGCCGCAGUGCUAACGCUGAUAGCGCUUUUCGGCGAAGAGACCAUGUAUGACCGCUCCCUGAAGGAUCCUCGACCGUACCCUCUGCCGAAAUCUUGGAUUCGAAGGAGAUUUGAACUUCUGUCUGGAAUCGUUGGCGCUCGCAUGGCGAAAUUCAGGGCAUCCUGGAAGGAAGUGUCUACCAUCUGGGUCCACCUGGCAUGGAGGCCACAUAUCGUCGGUAUUCUACUUUUUGAGGCAAUGCUGUUUGGGUUCGGUAUUGGCAUUAACGUACGUACACCGUUGCGGACGAGCUUACGAGCUGAGGGGGUUUUACGUACUAUCCAGGGAACAAAUGGCGUCUUUCUAAGCCAGCCACCGCCUGUAGGAUAUGGAUUUGACCAGAUACGCAUUGCAGGAUGCUAUGCAACGCCUGUCGUUGCAGUCGUCCUAGGAGAAUUACUCGGUCGUUAUCUCAACGACUGGAUUAUGCACCUCUCAAUCCGUAGAAACAACGGUGUGUUCGAGGCUGAAAGCCGACUUUGGGCAUGCUACGUCGCUGUGGCGUUCUACACGUGUGGCAUGAUACUGCUGGGUGCCGGAUUCCAGAAGCAUCUCAGCAUCGCGGCUUUCAUCAUCGGAUGGGGUCUAGUUGAGAUUGCCACUAUGAUAAAUACCACAGUUGUCUAUGCCUAUCUCAACGAUUCAUUUCCUAGAUUCAAGGGCGAGAUGUCAGCUAUGCUGAACCUAGCACGGACGCUGGGGGGCUUCAGCGUGGCGUACUUCCAAGUCCCCUGGGCACUCAAGCACGGAGCUUUGCAAACAUUUGGAUGCGAGGCAGCUGUUGUUGCGGCGCUAUUCUUGCUUAUCGUACCGGCGCUGCAGCUGAAGGGGAGAUUACUGAGAAACCGGUUUUCGAUGUAGCGAGAGAGCCUUCAAGUCGAUUGCCGUGAACUCACAUCGAAAGCUAGCAAUGGAUGGGG